This is a messenger RNA of Acanthosepion pharaonis, 768 nucleotides long. NCBI's taxonomy places the organism in Eukaryota, Metazoa, Mollusca, Cephalopoda, Sepiida, Sepiidae. The record is from the annotation of a GenBank genome assembly.
AUGCUGCUAAAAAUACAACCAAAUAACCAAUUCUGUUCUUCUUCCUUCUUCUUUGUCUUCUUCCUCUUUUUCUUUGCUUCCUCCUCUUUUUCAUCUUCCUUGUCUUUUUCUUUUCUUCCUCCUCUUUUUCAUCUUCCUCCUCUUCUUCUUUGUCUUCUUCCUCUUUUUCAUCUUCCUCCUCUUUUUCUUUGCUUCCUCCUCUUUUUCAUCUUCCUUCUCUUCUUCUUUUUCAUCUUCCUCCUCUUUUUCAUCUACCUCCUCUUUUUCUUUUCUUCCUCCUUUUCUUCUUUGUCUUCUUCCUCUUUUUCAUCUUCCUCCUCCUCUUUUUCAACUUCCUCUUCUUUUUCAUCUUCCUCCUCUUUUUCUUUUCUUCCUUCUCUUUUUCUUUGGCUUCUUCCUCCUUUUCAUCUUCCACCUAUUUUUCUUUUCUUCCUCCUUUUCUUCUUUGUCUUCUUCCUCUUUUUCAUCUUCCUCCUCCUCUUUUUCAUCUUCCUCCUCUUUUUCAUCUCCUCUUUUUCUUUUCUUCCUCCUCUUUUUCAUUUCUUCCUCCUCUUUUUCUUUUCUUCCUCCUCUUUUUCUUUUCUUCCUCCUCUUUUUCUUUUCUUCCUCCUCUUUUUCUUUGUCUUCUUCCUCUUUUUCAUCUUCCUCCCCUUUUUCUUUUCUUUCUCCUCUUUUUCUUUGCUUCCUCCUCCUCUUCUUUGUCUUCUUCCUCUUUUUCUUUUCUUCCUCCUCUUCUUCAUCUUCUUGCCAUAUAACCUGAACCUAUAA